This is a messenger RNA of Limulus polyphemus (Atlantic horseshoe crab), 1302 nucleotides long. RefSeq names its product cholecystokinin receptor-like. NCBI's taxonomy places the organism in Eukaryota, Metazoa, Arthropoda, Merostomata, Xiphosura, Limulidae. The transcript has 4 exons. The record is from RefSeq and is a predicted model, not a curated record. Gene Ontology annotation, molecular function: neuropeptide receptor activity; gastrin receptor activity. Gene Ontology annotation, biological process: neuropeptide signaling pathway. Gene Ontology annotation, cellular component: membrane. The coding region runs from base 1 to 1302 and encodes 433 amino acids.
AUGGCCAACUUUUCAGAUAGUUUCAAAUGGACACGCUAUGCCGACGAUUCCGAUUUCCUGAACUUUUCAUUCUGGGAAGUCCAGUUUUACGAAUAUUCAAACACAACCUCGAAACGUCCUACCUAUUCGAGCGACGGUUCAACAGGAACUGUGGAGGAGAAAAUUCGCCUGAUUCUUCCUUAUAGCUUCAUUCUCCUGCUGGCAGUAGUGGGCAAUGUCCUUGUUAUUGUGACCCUGGCAGUCAACAAGAGAAUGAGAACCAUCACUAAUGUCUUCUUGUUGAACCUAGCUGUUAGCGACUUACUUCUGGGAGUUUUCUGUAUGCCUUUUACACUUGUUGGUGUUCUAAUGCGAGAAUUUGUUUUUGGAGACGCCAUGUGCCGACUUAUCCCGUAUCUUCAAGCUGUUUCAGUUAGUGUCAGUGCUUGGACUUUAGUUUCGAUGUCGGUCGAACGCUAUUAUGCCAUCUGCCAUCCAUUAAAAUCUCGAGAAUGGCAGACUCUGUCUCAUGCCUACCGGAUGAUCGGAGCUGUCUGGGUAGGAUCGAUUUUCUGCAUGCUCCCCAUCGCUGUCCUCAGUGAGCUGCAGCCGCUCCGUGGGAUUGACCGAUUCAAGUGUCGGGAAAGUUGGCCAAACGAGGCAACAGAAAAACUUUUCAACAUUUUUCUAGAUGCUCUCCUGCUGGUCACUCCACUACUGAUUAUGGUAAUAACUUAUUCGCUUAUCACCAUCACCCUCUGGCGAGCAAUGCUCCCUCUAGGCUCUAGGACAGAAGGAAUAGCUCUUCAAGAUGUUAGAGACGUCCAACAACCGUUGACAACAAGGUGCACAACUGUUUGUGGUAAUCUACAUAGAACCAGUAACAAUGCUUCACGUUCCAGAGUUCAUCAAAACAUAGGUGAAAGAGACUUUUAUACCAUACACAGUGUGAAUAAUCACAAGAGAUCUCUAGCUCAGAAGAAACGUGUGAUUAAGAUGCUUUUUGUUGUUGUAUUAGAAUUCUUUAUUUGUUGGACUCCAAUACACGUCAUCAAUACAGUUAGCCUAUUUAACCCUACAGGAGUUUACGGAGGUCUUGGCUAUCACGGCAUUUCUUUCUUUCAGUUAUUAGCCUAUACGUCUUCUUGUUGUAAUCCAAUCACUUACUGUUUCAUGAAUUCAAAUUUUCGUAAAAGCUUCCUAACCAUUUUUGGUUGUAAGUCUAACAGAUGGCACGUACAGUUUUCUGGCAGUAUAUCUGGUACUUUCAAAACAGCAGUUAACCACGCGAGAGUGUCCGAUAGAGCUUUUUCAACAACCUAG